Molecule: messenger RNA, 921 nt
Organism: Serendipita indica DSM 11827
Lineage: Eukaryota; Fungi; Basidiomycota; Agaricomycetes; Sebacinales; Serendipitaceae
Source: the annotation of a GenBank genome assembly
AUGACCAUCGAAGGGGGGUAUGGAGGUAGCAAUACCGAAGAAACGGCCCUUGAAAUUCUUCGAACCGCUGCCGACGAAUGCACGCUUAUUGAUACAUCCGACAUUUACGGAGACCUGGUAGUGCCAGGACGCAAUGAAAUCCUGAUCGGAAAGUUGCUUAAACAUCCAGAAUACCGAUCCAAGGUCUUUAUCUGUACCAAAUUCGGCAUUGUAAUGGACAUGAAAGACGGUUCUCUCUCAGCAAACGCCAGAGGAGACCCGGAAUAUGUUCGCCAAUGCUGUGAGGAAUCCUUGAAGCGGCUCCAGGUUGAUCAGAUCGAUCUUUAUUAUCAACACAGAGUCGACCGCUCAAGGCCCAUUGAAGAGACCUGGGGCGAACUCAAGAAAUUGCAAGAGGAAGGCAAAGUCAAAUAUCUCGGCAUCUCCGAGGCUACGCCCGACGAGAUUCGUCGCGCUCACGCCAUUGCACCGAUUACUGCUUUGCAAAUCGAGUUCUCGCCAUUCACGCCAGAUAUUCGGGAAAACGGCAUUCUGGAUACGUGUCGUGAGCUCGGUAUUGCCAUUGUGGCAUAUAGUCCUCUCGGACGAGGAAUGAUUUCGGGUGAAUAUACAUCCCCUGAUCAGUUUGAAGCUAGUGAUUAUCGUCGGCAUAUGCCUCGUUUUCAGGGCGAUGCUUUCACCGAGAACUUGAAGUUGGUUGAGGCCAUUAAAUAUAUUGCAAGCAAGAAGGGUGUCUCAUCAACCCAAUUGACGCUUGCUUGGGUUCUCGCUCAGGGAGACGAUUUCUUUGUAAUUCCCGGCACGCGAAGUCUCUCAAAGCUCAAGGACAAUGUUGCCGCCGGAUCUAUUACGCUCACUGAGAAAGAGAAGGAGGAAAUCGAGGCCGUCAUUGCACGUAUUAAGGUCAUUGGUGACAGGUAG